Messenger RNA from Saccharomyces paradoxus, 1818 nucleotides. It is a transcript of the gene ZRG17, whose product is annotated as Zn(2+) transporter ZRG17. Bases 1 to 1818 code for a protein of 605 amino acids. NCBI's taxonomy places the organism in Eukaryota, Fungi, Ascomycota, Saccharomycetes, Saccharomycetales, Saccharomycetaceae. The transcript has a single exon. The record is from RefSeq and is a predicted model, not a curated record.
AUGGAGACGCCACAAAUGAAUGCUAUACAAGAGGAGGACAAUUUGUCUCCGGAAAUUGCUUUCCAGACUCCUAAAUUGAAUGAUUCCGAUGCCUCGUCGUUUUCUUUGUCUAAUAUGAAUGCUGUCGGGAAUGUGGACGGUAUGCCAUCGCAAAAUAGGACACUGUUUGCAUCGCCUAGGCCCAGUUCCCUAUUUUAUUCUGCUAAGGAAGGUAACAAUUCCAGUUCUAGCAUCAUCUACAAUCCUUCGUUCACUUUUGGUGAAAAUGCUUCUAGUAACAAUAACAUCAAUGAAGCCGCAUUUCUGAAGGGAAAAAGCAAUGAAGGUCGAAGGCAAUCACUCAAAUAUAUACCGGCACCAAAGUUGGUCCCGCCUCCCCCUAGGACAAGAUCACCGGUAAGAGGUAUUUCUCCGGAUUCUGGCAACAGUAAGAGAUCUUCUAUGACCUUAGAUUCUCCCUUCAAUUUUACGACAUCUACGCUACAACCGCAUCAACAGACACCGCCCUCUUCAGCUGCAUCAAGGACCUCAUUUCGUAAGGGGCAUCGUUACAAGCAUUCCUCUGUGUCCAUGAAUUUUUUCCAAGAGCCUGAGGUGAAAAUCCCUUUGAACAUCGCUAAAUCUCUUCCCAUUCCAGAUUUAAAUGAUUUAAUGUCAAAUCUACCAUGGCCAAGGGCUCACAUUCAGUUAUCUAUUGCCGCACUACAAAUCACGGCAUGUCUGAUCACUUUUCAAGUUGGGCACUUGUAUUCGUGGAGUAAUUUUAUUACGCUAUCGCAUUUUAUUACUUACGAUAUCAUCGGGUCGCUAGUAAUCAUAUUUGUAGAAAAUCUGUCUCAAUUCCAGGUUUGGUUUACAGGCACAAUCACAUUUCCCUUCGGAUUAAAUAGGAUAGACGUCCUACUAAGCUUUGCCCUUGCCGUUUCAUUAUGCUUUGUGGGGCUGGACCUUUUAUUCCAUAUAAUUGAAGAGCUUAUAGUUCUCUUUGUAGAAUCAGGCAGCACAUUGACAAAUAACCAUGAUCACGAUGAAAUUAACGAGCAAAUUCCUCAUUCUCACAUUGCUAAUGCUAAUGAUUCACAGAACGAAAAUAUUACUUUGUGGUAUAGCAUACUAAUGAUCAAUCUAGUGUUAUCGACGUUAUCACUUUAUAAGACGUUUUAUGCUAAUAAAUACAGUAAUUUAAAAACGAAGAAUCCGAUUAUUACCAUCACUUAUACAGCAUACUUAUUCAUUUAUCCCCUAUUACUGGACUUGUUAUCGAGUAUAUCCGAUUACAUGGCUACUCUGGUGAUUUCGAUUUUGAUCCUGUGGCAUGGGCUAACUAUAGCACGAUGGACCUCGACAGUGCUAUUAAUGGGGUUUUCUACCACCUCUUUAUCCAAUUCACCAUUAUUCAAUAAUAAUCUCAGCACUGAUAUGACCAGCCCUACUCAACAAGUCGAGUCUAAAUCUGCCAAAGGAAGGCCGUCUGUACGGCCAAGAUCAAUGAGCUCGCUACCAAUAGCGACGAGAAACACAAAGAUGGGGAAUAAUGGGUUUUUAAAUCCUAUAGCUUCCACUGAAAAUCCAACAACUAUUAAAAACGUAAUCAAGGACCAAAUCGAGAGAUUAAAUGAGUUUAAAUCUAGAUGCAUUUUAAAUUACGAUGAUAUAGUAAUAAGCAAAGUAAACUUCACGCUUUAUGUGGUACUUAUUAAGAUAACGAUGAAAGGUGGCUCCAACGAUGACGAGUUGAUGUUAAGGUUAGCCAUUGACAAGUGCAUUCAAACGAGCAUUCCAACGUGUGAAACCACAAUAGAUAUAGACCGAAUAUAA